GCACAUUUACAUCAAUGCUUUGUUACUCUCAUAUGCUGAAAGCGAGAGGUGUUCCCCAUUGUGAAGAGCGAUGUAACCACCUGCUGCCUUCUCACUGAUCCAAUGGAGAUCAGGUUGGCUCUAAACCAAGUGUCAUGUGUGCACGUAAAUUUGUGGCUCACGAGAGUUCAGUGACUACUGAGCAUCAUUCUUUCUGCUUGUAAAAGAGAACAGGAAGGGCAUCAUUAAACAGACCAGGUGACUGCUGCUCUUGGCAUCUCUCAAAGGUGCUGUUUAUCAGCACUAACUAAAUAAAUCGGUUGAUUCAGUUGUACCUACAUUGCAAAUUCAAUAAUUACUUUUUAUUUUCGGUUUUGGGGCACUUUCAUAGAUGAGAUAGGGAUACUGAACAGUCCAAAUAAGACCAAAUACACUUAAAAGUGUUUCAAAAGUUCUGUGACUCAGCUACAUGUUAUCCAAGUGUUAUUUAUUCAGUGUGCAGAAACUGUAGUGUCAUGGUUGCCUUUUUGAGUCAGCACCUAAUUACCCCAUUGGUUGUAGCACUGGGAUUAACUGCAUGUCCACUCUAGUCUUACUUACUUGGCCACCAGAGGUUGAGAUGCUACCUUCCAAAGUUGAUUCUGACCAUCACCUAAACUUCGGGCAACACUGUGGAGUUAGUUCACAGGAGGAAACUAAAGUCUUUAAGUUUUAACAGCUCUCACUGGCCUAUCCUCAUAGCAGAGCAAUUGAAAAUACUUUCCUUUGAAUAAAUAAAGAGUUUUUGUUGUUUAGGUUAGCAGUCUUUUAAAAUUGUUUUCAAGAAAAGUAGGCACCAGCACUACUUAGCUUUAAUUCAAAUUGAAAUCUGGAACCAGAAUCCCAUCUAAUGACACUUCCUGUGCUUUCCAGAAGUGUUUUCAAGCCAGCCUGCUGAUCUUGGGGUGCUGGUGCACAAUGUACAAAUUAGUGAGAGGAGGAGGGAGCGCCAGCUGGGCCUGUGGGAUAGGGCCAUGCACAUUUUCAUGUUCGCUCCUUGUUCCAGUCGGUAUUUUCCUCCCAUCCCAAUUCUUUACAGGUUGUUACGGGGGGGGCAGAAUGUAGUUAGUUUAUGUUAAGCCAGCCAAUCAGACGUUCUCAUAUUAUUUUUUUCUGUUUUAAAAAAAAAAAAAAGGUCCAGAUUUUAAGUGUAUGGAUGUAAAAGAAAGUUGGGUGGCCCUCCUCCUGGCCUGGAUGUUGUUUGAAGCUGCAGGAGCAGAGCUGCUCCGUCCCCACUUCAACAUUAGCUGGAAAAACCCCGCAUUUUCUCAGAGCAGAACACACCUGCUAAACAGUUUAGAAUAACUAGGCACAAAUUAUGUCUGAAUGUCUACUGUCCAAUACUGUGGUCACUGGCCACAUGUAGUUAGUUGUUGAUCAGUCACACUGGUCAUGGUUCACGUUCUCAGCAGCCACUCGUGGCCCAGGACCACCCAGGGCUGGACAGUUGCGCCUGUGCUGCGCUCCCCCAGACGACGCUGGUCUACAGUUUCACUCCAGAGAGGAAAGCCUCGCCAUCAUGUGUAGAUCUUACAGCUUAGAAACAGAGCGCCCAGGAGAUAAAAUUAAGAGGAAAACAUGUAUUUAAAAGUUUACAGUGUUAAAUUACAUAUGCCGAGCCACAACUUUUUGAACUACAAAAAUGACAGUUUCACAUAAUUUGAUCUACUGUAUCAGUACAUUAACAUCACAUGACAUUGAACUAGAAACGUGCAUCUCCUCUGACCUCACUCCUAUGAAUCCAGUCUCUUUUGCUUAGAAGAUACACAGCUGGAACUUCUAACAUUUGCACUUAGAUCACUAGUCUCUGCGUGGGCAGCAGUUGUAACUCCAACAAGAAAGCCUCUGGCAGUGUUGAUGGAGGAAAAUGGCCUUUCUACCAAAUGGAACUUACAACAGACUAGACUGCUUUGUUGGGGAAAGUGGUCCUCACACAGGCAACACUGUUGGCUUAAGAGAUGAACACACCUCCUCUCUUGAACUUUGCAGUGUUUUUCUCUCUUCAUUUUACUAAAGCAGACAUGCCUGAAGGAUACCAUGAAGGUUCUCUGGAAAAGCGACUGGACCCAUGUGAACUGUGCACUAGAACACCAAUGAUGUAAAUGUGCCUAUUUGUAUUUUGAAAAUUUAACUGUGCAGCCUUACCACGCCUCUUUCGAAAGCUGACCUUCGUGCUCUUCAGGGCUGUUCCCUGGUGCCGUGUCGUCUCGAGCACGUGUGUGGCUUCCCACUCAGAGAGCAGUGCUGAGGCAGGGCCUCGCGCUGAGUCACAGGGCUCCUCGGAACAAAACUUCCUCAGAAGUCCUCCCACACAGGUGGGUGAUAGAAACAGUUUGUGGCAACACAAAUCUCUCUCCAUGGUGGAGAAAACCUUUGCUUAUCCACUGUGUUCUACUCAGUGUCUAGUGAUGACAGAUGUAAUGGAAUUAAACCAGUCAAGGGUAUGGGCCCCGGUUAAGUGUUCAAUGUGUAUCUCACCUCUGGAACCUACUCAGCAGCUUGGUUUCUAGGGUUGGGGACAUAUUUAUUUCUUAAAAGCCAAACCUCUCCUUCAUUGGUUUAGUGUGUGUACAUAUGUCUAUUUAGAUACACUUGUCCCAUUUCCACCUCUACCGUCCCCUGAACUCUCUCACGUUCCCUUUGUAGCUGAAGUGGCCUCUUCCUGUGAGCCCUGGACAAGCUCCUGAGCAAAGUCUGUUUCUGCAGCCAGGAACAGAUAAGAGGGGACCAGAGCGUGGCCGCAGGAGGGUGCCCACAGCGCAGGAAGGAGUGGGAGUGGGUGGCGGUGUGCUGUAGUCUGUGCGUCACCUCGCUGGGUGAGGACCUUCCCCCUCAGGUCUGACUGCGACGGACUUCAGACUGCCCUCUGCAAGUGUUGGUUGUGUGAGAGGUAAUCAUUUCCACUGAAACCUAAUCUGUAUGAUGCUGAGAGGAUUACUUGUGCAAGUGACUGAUUUAAGUUGUAAUCACAGCCUUUUGCUGUUUGACCAACCUGAACUGUUUAUGGAAAGUAUCAUUAAAGAUCUGGUCUCUUCCCUUUUGACUAUUAUUUCUGAACCUCUUUCAGUGGAGCAAAGUUAAGUGAUGAUGUACUUGCUCAAGCCAAGGGCCUUUGGAAUGAAUCAUCAGGUAGUAGGUUUCUACGAACCCCUCACCGCCUGGGGCUGCUGGGCACUUGGGCCCAGACAGAAGGACCUGGAGGGCAGGGUUGGUGGCAGGCCAGGCCGUCCAGUGCCGCAUCAGGUCCCAAGGGAGCUCACCCGCACUGUGUGACUUCGUCCUGUCCUUCCUUGUGACACUGAUUUUAUAAGAAUGAGGUCUGCUUGCCUCCGUCAGAGCCGGGCUGCCCUGAGGAACCAGGUUUGGGGCUCUGACCAAAGGAUCAAACAGGGAAACAAGUGCCACUGUUAAAAAGAGUAAAUACCUGCUUUACAGUAAGCUCCUAUAAGAACCACCCUGUGUCCACACCCAUUGUUUUUCUGUGUUACUCAUUUGCCUGUUUCUAUCAGUUUUCUAAAACUGAAGACAAAGACGCCUGCAGCCCAAAUGGUUUUACCUCCAGUUCUCGAAUCGCACAUUUCCUUUUGGCAGCCAUGCUGGUCUGAGGCUGUGGAGGUGCCGAGCUUCAAGGGGCAGAAAGGGAGGAGCUUGGAGGAACAGCUGUCAGAACACCCAGCGGAGAGCCACAUUCCUCCCUGCAAGCAGGCAUGCCUGUGGACCCACCCUAUAUUCCAGGGUGCCUCCUACUACCCCAUGUGAGGAGCAGCGAAGUGGCCCGGCUCUGCCCAUAUUUGCUGCUCAAGCAGAGCUGUGGACGUGCAGCUUGGGACACAAGGAACAAAAUGACUCUCCCCUGUGGCUGGCAGGCUUACACUACUCUGCCUCUAAGAAGGUGAAAGAACCAACUACUUCCAGGGAUCAGCCCUCUAAAAAGUGUUGGUUUGGAAAGGAUUCAGGAGGGAAAUCCUAAAGGCUUUCCAGUAAACCCACCUGUGGUGCAGCAGUACCUUUUGAAUAAGUUUAACUAGAGCCCAAAGAGGGACUCUGGCUGUCAGCUGUCAUUUGAACAACUGAUGUGAUUAGUGUGAAAUAUCUUAGUAACCCUUUCCUUGAGAAAUACAUCUUGCUUUUGGCUGUUUCUUGAUGUAUGCUGUUUUUAAGAAAAGUCAUGCUUUCCACUUGACCCGGGCAGUGGUGGGGUAACCCAGGCACAGGGGACCACAGAGACUGGCUCCUCAAAGCAAGGGAGCUGGCCACAAUGGCUUUCUCCCUUGGGCUGCAUUCUGCUUUUACAGGCAAAGCUGCACCAGGUCUGACCCAGCCUCAGUUCCAGAAGAAGGUCCUGGCAUAUGUGCUUCAUCCACACAAGUGGAAACAGUAUUCCCAUCCUUCCCAUUCUAAUUAUGUGGGAAAAAGAACAAUAUAACCACGGAGGUGGUGUUUCCUGGUCAAACAGAGAAGAAAAUGGUUCUCACUACUGCAGCCCCUAAACCAAGCAAGACAUAGGAGACACAGACCUAGGAGCUCACAGGACGGGAAAUACAGCAGGGUCUGGUGAAGGACUGGGAGCGAAGCGGUACUAGAAAAUGAGCCCACAAAUUAAGGAAUCUCAGUUUUGUGUUAGGAAGGGAGAACUCAUGAAUAAAACCUCCAGGCAAUUUACCUGGCAGCUUAACUGCCAGGAACUAAAUUACACACAUUCACAAGGAGGAUGUGAGGCUGGUUUACAGGGCAAGAGUAAAACACUUCAACUUAUAAUUGCUUCAAGUAGUUUUGUGUUAAGAGUUACUUCAUCCAUCCUGGCACUUUGGGAAAUAUAGAUUAGAUACAGCAGGACACAUAAUUGGAAAAAUGUAAAGCCAAGUAAACGAGUUUACACACAUACACACAGAAGAACCCUGGAGAGACAGAAGCUACUUAACACAAAGCUUUUAUGAAAAAGCUCAGGGUAAAAACAACUGGGAAAUCCCUCUGCCUGGAGGGGAGCAGCAGGAUUUGAAGGUAGUUCAGCCUAGGCUGGAAACCAUCACUAUGGAACAAAAUAACACAGAAAAGGGGCAUCGACCGUGGCUUCUGCUUACACCUCCAAGCAUAAAACCACAACCUUUAGCUUUUUAUAGACAGCAGGCUUCUUCCUAUUGAAAGUAGAGCCGAAGACUCAUACUGAUGUCCCAGGAAAUAAAACCAGAUACUAUUUACAAUUAAAGUCCCUCCCAGUGAGUAGAGAUUGCAAGCCCGGACAAAGGUAGUCUAGCCAGUACCUCGAAUGAAAAUGCCAAAAGAGCUCUCUGCCUAACACCAUUGUCAGCUAAAAGGAAAGAAAUCCCCUUUAAGUAGACUACUGAACUUCAACAUGCUGAUUUUCUGCCAGGGUUUUCAAUUCCUCUAAGCAUAAGCCGAGCCACAGACUACCGCACGUAUGUCUGGGUCUGGGCUUCCCUCCUCCUCAGAGCGCCAGCACCAGUUGUUGGCCAAAAAUAAACACCAUUCUUCAGCCAUAUAUGUCCACCAGCCCAGAGCUGGGGAGGAGCAGCUGCAGGCAGGUCGGGUCCCUGGGCUGCAGCCACAUCGGUGUGGCCACUGCGGACCAUGCACAUCACCCAGCUCAAUCGCGAGUGCCUGCUGCACCUCUUCUCCUUCCUGGACAAGGACAGCAGGAAGAACCUUGCCAGGACCUGCCCCCAGCUCCAGGACGUGUUUGAGGACCCUGCACUCUGGCCCCUGCUGCACUUUCGUUCCCUCACAGAACUCAAGAAGGACAACUUCCUCCUGAGCCCGGCGCUCAGGAGCCUCUCCAUCUGCUGGCACUCCAGCCGCGUGCAGGUGUGCAGCAUCGAGGACUGGCUCAAGAGCGCCCUCCAGAGGAACAUCUGCAGCCGGCACGAGAGCCUGGUCAACGACUUCCUCCUCCGGGUGUGCGACAGGUGCCCCAACCUGGCAACCGUCACGCUGUCUGGCUGCGGCCACGUCACCGACGACUGCCUGGCGCGUCUGCUGGUUUCCUGCCCGCGCCUGCGCGCGCUGCACCUGGAGAACUGCGCGCGCGUCACCAACCGCACGCUGACGGCCGUGGCGGCGCACGGGCGCGCGCUGCAGACGCUGCACGUGGACUUCUGCCGCAACGUGAGCGCGGCCGGCCUGAGGCGCCUGCGCGCCGCGUGCCCGCGCUUGACGGUGCGCGCCGAGCAUAGCGCGGCCAUGAUCCCGGACCAGCUCCCGCGCGGCCCGCACGCGCCCGGCGCCGCCCUCCGCAAGUUGCUUCUGCGCUAGGCCGGCAGGACACCGGCCCCAGGUCUCCGGAGGAGGGAGCUACUUGUGUUGAACGCCAGCUCCUAGACAGCCACAACAUCCUCAGCCAAGACUCGGAUACGAGCGCCUAACCCAUAUUACGAUUUUAUACAUCGGCUGAGUGCGAGAUUUGGUGGCCGGAUGCUUGGAAAACACUCGAUUGUUUCUCGUUAAACACCAGCACACUUUUCUGUGUCCCCUGCGCACCGGGUUCUCCACUUGGGCUCUAUCUCAUCCUUCGCGGCUGAGACUGCAGCUGCGGGGAGGGGAGGUGGUGGGGAUGUCUUAUAUCACCCCCCCGUGGGGAAGUGUGGCCAGCCGGAGCUCCCCAGGGGUGUGUAAGGGACAGCCCUCUCCCCAACCCCUCCUUGCUGCGCCAGAGGGAGGAGGGGUAGAACCCUGAGCCGUGGUUUCCACCGAGCCUUUGCUAGUGCCAACUCCCAACUCGCUUUGAACGAUUCUAGGAAAUUCUCGUUGAUGUGCUUCUUUCAUAAACUGCAGCUAUGCUUGUUUUCUACCGUUUUCCCAUCCAUCAUAAACGAAGAAAAUAAUUUGACAGUCCCAAAGUAAAGACAAACACAAAAGCAGCAGCCCUGGUUAAAUCUUUGGUUAACGAAACCAUUAAAAGCGAAUGCAAAGUUAAA
Molecule: messenger RNA, 6950 nt
Organism: Odocoileus virginianus texanus
Lineage: Eukaryota; Metazoa; Chordata; Mammalia; Artiodactyla; Cervidae
Gene: FBXL22
Product: F-box and leucine rich repeat protein 22
Biological process (GO): SCF-dependent proteasomal ubiquitin-dependent protein catabolic process
Cellular component (GO): SCF ubiquitin ligase complex
Molecular function (GO): protein binding
Source: RefSeq, a predicted model, not a curated record